AGCAGGAAGGGGCCUUUUACAGUCAAGGUGACGCACCCCUGCCUGGCCAGCCCAAGCAGCAGCUGGGUCAGCGGGACAACGGGAGCACAGGCCACUUUGAGGGCUUCAGAUGGACCUGUGCCACCCAGACCCCGUGGAGCUGAGCAGCGGGGAGGCGGAGGAGCUGCAGCGUAUCAGGUGGCACCGGAAGCAGCUUCUGGAGGACAUCCAGAAGCUGAAGGAUGAGAUCGCGGAUGUGUUUGCCCAAAUCGACUGCUUCGAGAGCGCGGAGGAGAGCCGCAUGGCCCAGAAGGAGAAGGAGCUGUGUAUCGGGCGCAAGAAGUUCAACAUGGACCCCACCAAGGGCAUCCAGUAUCUCAUUGAGCACAAGCUGCUGAGCCCCGACGUCCAGGACAUCGCCCGGUUCCUGUACAAGGGCGAGGGCCUCAACAAGACAGCCAUCGGCACCUACCUGGGGGAGAGGGACCCUGUCAACCUGCAAGUCCUCCAGGCCUUCGUGGACUGCCACGAGUUCGCCAACCUCAACCUCGUCCAGGCCCUCAGGCAGUUCCUGUGGAGCUUCCGGCUGCCGGGGGAGGCGCAGAAGAUUGACCGGAUGAUGGAGACCUUUGCCACUCGAUACUGCCUCUGCAACCCGGGCGUCUUCCAGUCCACAGACACCUGCUACGUGCUGUCUUUCUCCGUCAUCAUGCUCAACACCAGCCUCCACAACCCCAACGUGCGGGACAGGCCACCUUUCGAGCGCUUCGUGUCCAUGAACCGCGGCAUCAACAAUGGCAGCGACCUGCCCGAGGAGCAGCUUCGGAACCUCUUCGACAGCAUCAAGAGUGAGCCCUUCUCCAUCCCUGAGGACGACGGCAACGACCUCACGCACACCUUCUUCAACCCGGACCGGGAGGGCUGGCUGCUCAAGCUGGGGGGCCGCGUGAAGACGUGGAAACGGCGCUGGUUCAUCCUGACCGACAACUGCCUCUAUUACUUCGAGUUCACCACCGACAAGGAGCCACGGGGAAUCAUACCCCUGGAGAACCUCUCGGUGCAGAAGGUGGACGACCCCAAGAAGCCAUUCUGCCUGGAGCUCUACAACCCCGGCUGCCGGGGCCAGAAGAUAAAGGCCUGCAAGACAGACGGCGACGGCAAGGUGGUGGAGGGCAAGCACGAGUCUUACCGGAUCUCGGCCUCCAGUGCCGAGGAGCGCGACCAGUGGAUCGCGGCCAUCCGAGCCAGCAUCACCCGCGUCCCCUUCUACGACCUGGUCUCUGCUCGGAAGAAGAAGAUUGCCAGCAAGCAGUGAGCUUCCUGAGUGGUGCUGGGGCCCAGCGUCCCGGGAACCCUGUGGCCUGUGGUACCUGAAGACCCACCUCCCGCCCCGGCGCACGCUUCCCUGGCCGCAGACAUCCUCCCUCUCCCCCGUUACCUCGGGCUGACCGUAGAGGGGGAGGCGGAGCCCAGGAGGGUAGUGGGAACCUCAGGGGGCUCAGAGCCCGGCAGGGUGGCACCCUGGCCCUGGGCACCCAGCCGCAGCCAAGAAAGGCCCCCAGGCCCCCGCCUAAGUCCACUACAGCAAAGGGUGAGAAAAGCGAGUGAAGAGAAACCGGCCCCAGAACCCAGCACCCGUCUUCUCUCUGGACAUCAAAACCCUCAUCUCCGAAACAGCUCCUUGCGCUCAGAAGUGCUGUCGGCCCUCGAAGCAGUAGGGGCCAGGGCUCCCUGGGUGCUCCCGCCCUCCUGCUCCUCCUCCUGCUCGGACCAUGCCAGCUCCUCCCCUGUCCUCAGGUCAGGCUUGGACGCACACACAGGGCUCAGCACAAACACACAUACACGCUCACACACGCACACAUAGCUCAGACCCACGGAUGGGACCCCAGGGAGACACCAGGAGCACUGGACUGGGAGCCCAGACUCCUCAGUCUGUCCCAGCUCUGCCUCUGACUCACUGUGUGCCCUCUGCCAAGUCAUGGUCCUUCUCCGGAUCUUGCAAAACUGCAGUGUUUGGGCUCGAAACGUCCUGGCUCCUGCUGGGUCUGGACCCAGCGUCCGGCUGGAAAUGCAGCACCUGCUCACUGAGCUGGGGAGACUCUGGGUGAGAGGCUGCUGGGAAGAGGAGAGCAGAGGGGACUCCACCCUCAACGAUGUCUAUUUGGGGUAGAGGAGCAAGUGGGACCCCUCAAGGAAAUGACAGAGAGCGUCCCAGACAGAUGGGACUCAAGCAGACGGGUGCUACAACCAAGAAGCCAAGAAGAGAGAGCUUUGCGGGCUGUGGUUACCAGGAGGGCUGCCUGGAGGCAGCGGUUGAGCCAACAAGUGACAAAGGGCUCAUGCUUGGAGAGGCAGAGUCUCGGCCACGGCGCCCCUGGAGCAUGGACCAGCAGUGCCACGGUGGUGAGGGGCAGCCCAGUGGGUCCCAGCAUCUCGAGGCCCUCUGCGGCAGCAUCAGAGUAGAGCUGACUUUCCGUACAUGGGUAGCCGGCUCAGUCUCCAGGGAGGCCCAGCCUCGGGGAAGAGUCCACUAGCUGGAAGCACUUCUCACCCCCUCACACAGGCUCCAGGGAGCCCCUAGAGGGAAAUUCCUUGGCAGAGGAACAGGAAACGGGGUUGCCUCUGCCCCACUGCCAGCCCGAGUGGCAAGUGCGUGGGAGCAGGUGGACUCAGGAGGAACCGCAGCUCACCAGGCACGCCCACACAUGCAUACCUUCCACGGGGUCAGGAUGGAGUAGCCGCCCUGGGAGGUGGUGAGAUCCCUGUCUCUGGAGGUGUGCAAGUACCUGGUAGUGAUAUUGCACUAGGGAAGGUCUGGGCUGGGUGCCUUGCUGGACAGUUGAGGAUUUCUACAGGUUCACGUCAGCCUGUGAGUUGAGCCCCACCUCUGCCGCCUCAUUUGGCCUGUGGAGGGGCAGCCA
Propithecus coquereli (Coquerel's sifaka) is the source of this 2900-nucleotide messenger RNA. It is a transcript of the gene CYTH4, whose product is annotated as cytohesin 4. Gene Ontology annotation, biological process: regulation of ARF protein signal transduction. The transcript is spliced from 13 exons. Gene Ontology annotation, molecular function: guanyl-nucleotide exchange factor activity. The record is from RefSeq and is a predicted model, not a curated record. The coding region runs from base 110 to 1294 and encodes 394 amino acids. Lineage: Eukaryota; Metazoa; Chordata; Mammalia; Primates; Indriidae.